Ostrea edulis (European flat oyster) is the source of this 2664-nucleotide messenger RNA. RefSeq lists its product as uncharacterized. NCBI's taxonomy places the organism in Eukaryota, Metazoa, Mollusca, Bivalvia, Ostreida, Ostreidae. The record is from RefSeq and is a predicted model, not a curated record. The transcript has a single exon. The coding region runs from base 1 to 2664 and encodes 887 amino acids.
AUGGUGGAAGAGGCUAUAAAACGGAAAUUGGAACAUUUCCCUAAACUGUCUAACAAAGACAACAAGAAGCUCUUCGACCUAACUGACAUCUUAGCGGAAAUACAGAGCAUCAAGGACAAUCACCAGUACCAUAAUCUCUUGGCAUAUUAUGACACUUCUUCAGGCAUUCUCCCCAUCAUAAGGAAACUACCGUAUGCCUUGCAAGAAAAAUGGACGUCAAGAGCUGUCCGCUACAAAAGAGAAAACAGAGUGACAUUUCCACCCUUCGACGAACUUGUCGUGUUUAUGCAAGAAAUGAGUCGGAUAAAGAACGAUCCUAGCUUCAUCUACGAUGUGAACAAUAACGUAGAGAAACCAAGUUCAACGAACCCAAGUACUCACAACAGACUUAAAGUGAACGUUAGAAAGACUGAAGCUACGAAGGGCAACACUGACAGUGUAUUUAAGUGCAUUCUACAUACUAACUCGAAGCACACUUUGAACGAAUGUAAAGCAUUCAGGGCCAAGUCUAUUGAACAGAGACGACAACUCGUGAAGGAGAAUGGUUUAUGUUUUCGAUGCUGCGGAUCCAAGGAGCACUUCAAACGAGACUGUAAGGUAGUCAUAAAGUGCACAGAGUGCGGUAGCGACACACACCCCUCAGCAUUGCACAUCACACCUCAGUUAACGAGAACUCACAACAUGACUGAAGUUCAUGACGGGGAGCACAACGCAGAAGUUGACUCAAAAUGUACCCAAAUUUGUGGUAAUGCUCGAUUCACUAGCAAAUCAUGUUCCAAGACAAUUUUAGUGAAAGUUUUCCGCGAAGGCUUCCCAGACAAUGCAGUAAAACUGUAUGCCAUAAUAGACGAUCAGAGUAAUCGUUCCCUAGUAAAGUCAAAACUACUCAAUGAUCUACAAGUCAAGAGUGAAUACAUAGACUUCAUAUUGACGUCAUGUGCAGGUUCGAGUCCUACCAAAGGAAGAAGUGCUACUGGUCUCAUAAUACAGUCCUUAGAUGGCAGCACUCAACUUAAAUUGCCCAUUGUUAUCGAGUGCAACCACAUUCCACACAAUCGUUCGGAGAUCCCAACUCCAUGUGUUGCCAGAUCCUACCCCCAUCUGAGGGACAUCGCUGGAUCAAUUCCCGAUUUGGACGAUCAAUGCGACACACUGCUUUUAAUAGGUAGAGACUUAUUAGAGGCACACCAUGUCUUAGAUCAACGCCUUGGUCCUAAGACCACACCGUAUGCUCAAAGACUUCAUCUUGGUUGGGUGAUUGUUGGAGAAGCCUGCCAUAACCAGACCCACAUACCUGAGAUUGUGAAUGUGAAUAAAAUUAACAUCCUUGGAAGUGGUCGUCCAUCCUUAUUUCUACCGUGCAACAGUGCUUUCAACGUCAAGGAGAUUACCGAAGGGACUGCGACGAGAGCUGUAAGGCCCCUCUUCCCUUCAAACAAAUCUACCAUUGGUCAACCAAACACUAUCCAGAAUCCUAUUGAUCCAGGUAUAUUCACAAGAUCUGCUCACGAUGAGAAGAUAAGAUUUUCUGAGGAAGAAAGAAAUUUCGUCGCUCUAAUGGAUAAAGAUUUCAAAAGGGACUGCGAUGGGAGCUGGAAAGUCCCUCUUCCCUUCAAGAAAUACCGACAAAAAUUGCCAAAUAACAGGCCACAGGCUUUAAAACGAGCUAACAUUCUUGCAACUAGUCUCCGUAAGAAUGGCACAAAGAGACAACAUUUCAUAUCAUCCAUGGAGAAAAUCUUCAGCAGAGGACAUGCUGGCCCAGCACAACCUCUUAAAGAAAACCAAGAGUGCUGGUACCUUCCAUUCUUUGGGGUCUACCACCCCAGGAAACCAGACCAAAUUAGAGGGGUGUUCGACUCCUCAGCUACCUAUGGGGGAACAUCCUUGAACAAUGUUUUAUUCCAAGGCCCGGAUCUGACGAACAGUCUCCUAGGUGUACUUCUACGCUUCCGUAAAGAAAUGAUAGCGGUAGUGGCAGACAUACAACACAUGUUCCAUUGUUUUAAAGUUGUAGAAGAACACAGGAACUAUUUGAGAUUUUUUUGGCACAGAGACAAUGAUGUGAACAACGAGCUGAUGGAAUACUGUAUGUUUGUGCAUGUAUUUGGCAACAGACCAUCCCCGGCAGUCGCAACAUACGGUCUUCGUAAAAUUGCUGACAUAUCCGAGAACACACAUGGAAUAGAAGUCGCACAGUUUAUCCGUAGAAACUUAUAUGUAGACGAUGGACUAACAUCAUGUCCCACAGCCGAAGAAGCCAUAAGUUUGUUGCAGAAAACUCAAGAUGCAUUGAAACGAAAUGGCAAUCUAAGAUUACACAAGUUCGCGUCGAACAGCUCCACUGUAAUGAAAACCCUUGAUCCUGAUGACUUGGCUGAUGGUGUCUAUUAUCUUGACUUGGAGGAUGAUCCAGCAAUGCAACGGAGUCUUGGCAUCAAUUGGAAUCUCACCAGUGACAGUUUCAUAUUCAGUGUCUCAACAGAGGACAAACCAUUGACAAGAAGAGGCGUUUUGUCGACAGUUAACAGUUUAUAUGACCCUCUUGGCUUUCUUGCACCAGUGAUCAUCGUAGGAAGACUCAUUAUGAGGCAGGUCGUCUCGGAAACAUAUGAUUGGGAUGAACCACUGACUGAACCUGUCAAGUCUCAAUGGGCAACUUAG